Messenger RNA from Sciurus carolinensis (gray squirrel), 1379 nucleotides. It is a transcript of the gene Cfap126, whose product is annotated as cilia and flagella associated protein 126. The transcript is spliced from 7 exons. Lineage: Eukaryota; Metazoa; Chordata; Mammalia; Rodentia; Sciuridae. Gene Ontology annotation, biological process: cilium organization. Gene Ontology annotation, cellular component: ciliary basal body. The record is from RefSeq and is a predicted model, not a curated record. The coding region runs from base 623 to 1195 and encodes 190 amino acids.
GGAUGACAGUCCGCGGUCACAUGCCAGUGGAAGGGAAAAGGAGCAGAGAGCUGGAUGAGGCGGCGCGGGAAGAAAGAGCAGGCCCAAAUACACUGUCCCGGGAGUCCGUCGGGUCAAGGUCUUUCCCGGAAAGAAGAGUGUGGAGCCAUCGACUUGCGCACCCUGUUCUGCCACAUGGGCGUGUUCCAGCAGAAUUUGGUUCACUCCAGCUGCUCGGUCACCAUUUUAACCGAUGUACUUCUGAAUAUUCCAGUAAAACUCUGAAGUUGGGGUCAGUGCUGGAAGGAGCAUCAACUGGGGAGAGGAGGGACAAAGAGAACAGGGGGGCUUUGUUGUCCAGACUGACCUCAAACUCCGGAACUCUAGUGAUCUUCCUGCCUCAGCCUCCCAAGUAACUGGACUACAGUCCUGCACUAGGGCACCUGGCUUAAACCUCACAUUUAGGAAAUGCAUGUGUGCUUCACAUCUCUAAAAUGAAAAUGAAACUAAGUUUGGGAGACAAAGGAUGGGGGCAGUGUAAGCCAAAGGAGUAACAGGCAUCCAACCCCUGCUGACUGGGAGGUAGUUCCAGAAGGUCUGCCUUCUGUGGUUGCCAGGCAACACGUGUAAACAGCACAGGAUCAUGGCCACUAACUACAGUGCCAAUCAGUAUGAAAAAGCUUUCUUACCUAAGUAUCUGCAGAACUGGUCUCCUGCCAAACCAACAAAAGAGAACAUCUCUUCCCAUGAAGGCUACACCCAGAUUAUCGCCAAUGAUCGUGGUCAUCUAUUGCCUUCAGUGCCCCGUUCCAAGGCAAGCCCCUGGGGUACAUUCAUGGGUACCUGGCAAAUGCCUUCGAAGAUACCUCCUGCUCGGGUGACCUUGACUUCCCGAACAACUGCUGGUGCUGCCUCCCUCACUGAAUGGAUACAGAAAAAUCCUGAUUUACUCAAGGCCUCUAAUGGGCUGUGUCCUGAAAUCUUAGGCAAGCCCCAUGAUCCAGACAGUCAGAAGAAUCUCAGGAAGAAGUCUAUCACAAAGACCGUACAAGCAGCACCAAGCCCGACUAUAAUUCCAAACUUUACAGCUACCAAUCCCAAUUCCCCAGAUCAACCCCAAAGCUCACACCCCUCUGCAGGUCAUACUCCAGGUCCCCAAAGCCCAGUUAACUCUCUUAAGAGCCCAACUAGAAGUGCAAGUGUACUGGAACACUGAGAGACAGUUGAGAUACAUAAAUGCAAACUUGGAACUUCAACUCGGACAUAGGGUUCACACUUAGAACACCUGCCUAGAGAUUGAGUAAAGUAACCAAAAAUCCCUAAUCAGAAAUGUGGAACAGAGAAAUCUGAGAUAGGAAUAAAAGCAAAUUUGGACAAUAAAUAUUGGUUUGUUCAAUCUG